Molecule: messenger RNA, 459 nt
Organism: Venustampulla echinocandica
Lineage: Eukaryota; Fungi; Ascomycota; Leotiomycetes; Helotiales; Pleuroascaceae
Exons: 4
Coding region: 1-459 (152 amino acids)
Source: RefSeq, a predicted model, not a curated record
AUGAUCAACACAUUCAGGACCAUUCCAAAAGCCCUGUUCCGCUUGAGCUAUGGUCGCGAGAUCAACCUUCGUCCGUGGUCACUACAAAGACAGACCAGUUUUGACGUUCGACCUGAUAGCCAGGGUUUGGUUCGACCCAAGGCCUUGACCCAGCGACCGCCGAAUGGAGCCUCAAUGCGCCCGAAUACCACCAUCCAACAAAACCUGCUGAAAAGGAUGAAAGGCCAAAAUGUAGUUGUGUACUCUGUUGCUGAAGGUGUUGUUUUACCUAAUGACCUCAUUAUUGUACAUGAGAGAGGCGAUCACUAUUCCUUACAAGCAACCGUGCCUAUGUCCGUUGAACAAUUGAGUGCCAAGAUCACUACCUUUCUCCAAAGGAGUUCUACUGUUUUGACCAAGGAGCAAUUUAUACACUACUAUCCUCAGGCCACGGACACUUCUGAUAAGGGAAAGGUCUAA